Messenger RNA from Seminavis robusta, 2244 nucleotides. The record is from the annotation of a GenBank genome assembly. NCBI's taxonomy places the organism in Eukaryota, Bacillariophyta, Bacillariophyceae, Naviculales, Naviculaceae.
AUGAGAAUAAAUAUUAAGACUCUGCAAUCAGUAAUUAAAAGAAGAUGUUCUGCUUCAUCUAUAGUAAAGUUAGCAUUCUGCAUGAUUUUUUGUGUCAACUCAAUCCUCAAUUUGUUUACGGAAAUUCAUACAAAUAGUAAAUACCCAAUGUUAGCAUUUAAAAAUCUUUUGAAAACAGAAACAAAGGAGGAUAUUGCAACGACAGAAAGCAAUGAAAAACAAAGUGUCCUUGGCAAUAUAACAUCACAGUGGGAAUUAAAAUUAGCCCAACGUCGAGCAACACAAGUAUCAGCUAUCAACGAGAAAACAAGUUUUCAAUCAUUGAUUCAUACCCAACAAACCAUAAAAUUGAAGAUUGCUUUGCUUCUUCAAAUUGGAAAUACAGAUCUGUGGCCAGAAAUGCUAACGUGCAUCACAAACAUUGCUACAGCAGCAAAGCUGUCGUCUACUGCUAUAGACAUUUAUAUUUCCCUUCACGAAAAUACAAGACCGAAUGAUUUAACUAACAUUCAGUAUAGUGUGAGUAAUUUGAAAGGAAUUAAGCAAAUUGAAUAUAUUUUUGUACAGAACAGAGGCGCCGAUGUUGAACCCUUCCUACGGCAAAUACUUCAGAUAUCUAAGAAAGAGUAUGAUAUUCUUCUUAAAUUACAUACAAAGUCAGAUUUGAUUUGGAGAGAGAGAGCAAUACAGUCACUUUGUGGAACACCAGAGCAUAUUAUAUCCAUUUGGAAACAUCUGUCGUCAAACGCAAAUGUGGACAUGGUGGUCCCACUAGGAACAGUUUUUAGCAGCUACACAGACCCAAGAAAUGUUUUUCCUCAUCUAAAGAGAAAAUAUAAUCUUAGGGGGAAAACUGAUUUUGCCAAAGUAUUUGAUAAUGAUACAAUAUCAGCUAUAAAAAGAGUUCAUGAUGUUUUAUUUCUUCCCAGUAAUAAUAGAGGUGAAUAUGUCAAGUUGAAUGAUAACAACUUAACCAUUGUUGCAGGAACAAUUUUUUGGGUUCGCAUGGAUGUGCUACGUUCACUCAACUACAUUUCAACCUUGGUUAACCUUUACGAAGAAUUUUCAUUGGGAUAUUCUGAUAAUAAAGCAUUAGAACACAUACUAGAACGCCUUAUUCCAACUGAAAUUGUUGCUCAAGGAAGAAACAUUUCUGAAUUUCCACCUGCACCACGGAUUUUUGCUCUCUACUUUCCUCAAUAUCAUAUAUUUCCCGAAAAUGAUCGUUUUUGGAAAGAUGGUUUUACAGAAUGGAGUUUUCUUAGAUCUUUGGACUUGGAAGGUAUUCGCAAGCCAUUACCCCUCAAUAAGAAUGGGCUUGGCUACUACAAUUUGUUGAAUAAAGACAUUCGAAGUAAACAGGCUAAUAUGGCUAGAUCAGCCGGAAUCACUGGCUUUGUAUACUACCACUACUGGUUUGUUGGAAAGAAUGCACCAAUAUGCCAUAAGGCUAUGUUUAGAGUUCUUGAAGAAAUUUUGAUUGAUGGUGAGCCUGACAUGCCUUUCAUGCUUUCAUGGGCAAAUGAACCAUGGAAUAAAAGAUGGUCUGGCAAGAGUUCAAAUAAUACAGUUUUGUUAAAUCAAGAAUAUGGAGAUAUUGCUGAUUGGACUCUCCACUUUAAAUACCUUCUGAAUUUUUUUCGACACCCUAAUUAUAUUUUGAUACAUGGAAAGCCAGUUCUAGUUAUUUAUAGAUUGGGACAUCUUUCCAAGCAGUUGCCACCAAUGCUAAAUUUAUGGCAAAGCUUAGCAAUAGAAAAUGGCUAUCCAGGCAUACAUUUGAUUCAUACGAUUGGAAGCUUUUACUCAAUUGAUAAGGAAACUUCAAAGUUGGAAGAGAGAGCAAACCUCGAUGCUGCCUUUCACUUCUGGCCAGCAGCAACUGCAGGAACAGGCAUGGAACUUGGAAAUAAGACAGCAUCAACAUUUGAUUUUGAUGUAAACACCCCUGUACAAUAUUGGGGGGCAUUUACAGGUUUUGACAGAAGACCACGAGUCUCUAAUGCAACUCCAAUCUUGCGAUCUGUUGGUGAAUUUCGUCAAGGUUUGUCAAGUUCAUUUCAAGCAAUGAGUAACCUACCUCAAAAAGAAAUAGAAAAAAACUUCUUUUUCAUUACUGCUUGGAAUGAAUGGAAUGAACAAGCUGUUCUUGAGCCUGAUAACAUUAAUGAAUUUGGAUAUCUGAAGGCAUUGAAUGAUGCUUUAAUACACUUUCCCGCCAAAAACAAAAUACAUGUAGAGUAA